UAUAAAUAAGGAACAGGUAAGUUGACGACAACAGGACCUGGAGUUACAAUCUGAGUCGAGACAAGGCUAGUCAGCAAACAGAAAGCUGCAAUGAUGAUGAAGGGGUUAAUGUCUGUACUUUUGGUCCUGGUGGCUGUCUCAUCUUCUUUGGGAAAACCCGACAAGGCGACACCCCAGAAGAGGAUCCCUCAGACGCUCUCUAGAGGGUGGGGAGACGAGCUAAUCUGGUUUCAGACCUACGAAGAAUCUUUGUACAGAUCCCAGACAAAUAACAAGCCCCUAAUGGUGAUCUUUCACCUGGAAGAUUGUCCCCACAGCCAGGCUCUGAAGAAAGCAUUUGCCAGCAACAAAGAGAUCCAGAAAAUGGCAGAUGAGGACUUCAUCUUGUUGAACCUUGUGUUUGAAACCACUGACAAGCAUCUCUAUCCUGAUGGUCAGUAUGUUCCCAGGAUCAUUUUCGUUGACCCCUCUCUCACCGUAAGAGCUGAUAUCAUUGGAAGAUAUGCCAACCGUUUGUAUGCUUAUGAACCAUCUGACAUGAAAAUAUUGUACAGCAAUAUGCAGAAAGCCAAGAAGCUGCUUAAGACAGAGCUGUGAGAGAUGGGCUGAGCCUGAAUUUGUCCUUUUACAUGACAUGUGACCUCUGGGAUUUCCCAUGAUCCCCUUGAGGAUGGGAUUUCAACAUCACUCACCAUGAAAUGUUUACUUACAUGAAGCCAAGCACUGGAUUGUCAUAUUUUCAAUGGACACAAUCCUCUUUUAAAUAUUCUACAACUGCUAGUCUUAUUACUGCACUGUCAUGUUAGUAAAAGUUCCAAUUGAAACUACAAAAAUUAGUUUUUUUAAAUAAAGAAUAUUUGUCUUCAGUCUGUUCUUGUUAUCUCUUGUAUUAACUCAACAUAGCAGCUUUAAAAACAUUCCCUAGCAAGAACUGCAGUAAUAUUUAUGUGGGGAGCGUUCCUGUAUGUUGAAUAGUUUUGGCUGGUUAUUUAUGUAUUUGUAGUGGUAUGAAUGUUCAAAAGAUCGAUUAGCGGCCUGAAGAGACAAAAAUAAAUGUUGACUUCCUAUUA
Molecule: messenger RNA, 1070 nt
Organism: Anguilla anguilla (European eel)
Lineage: Eukaryota; Metazoa; Chordata; Actinopteri; Anguilliformes; Anguillidae
Product: anterior gradient protein 2 homolog
Exons: 8
Coding region: 91-597 (168 amino acids)
Cellular component (GO): endoplasmic reticulum
Source: RefSeq, a predicted model, not a curated record